AAAGUUGGUCAUUCGCAAUCAUGACGCGACGGUUGAAGGACAAUAUUCACGCGCUUCACAUUUUAAGCAAAUCUUCGAGCAAAAGAAGAAAGGCAAUUUUAAAGAAUGCUGACAAAGAGCUCGUUACCUGUUUGUGUGAAUGUGCACUGAACGUUUUAAAAGGUCGUGUACCCCUAUCACCAAGCCAGAAGAAGAAAUUGGCGCGACAUAAGGCACAUCUGCGAGCUCUCGCUGACAAGAAAUCUUCUCACGUCAAACGUAAAGAGCUAUUGGUACAGAAAGGAGGAUUUCUGGGACCCCUAUCGCAGAGUAAACUGCAGAAUCUGGAAGAAGACAUGAAAGUCAUCUUGGAAAGAACCGACAUUCCCGAUGACACUAAAGUAUCAUUGUAUCAGCAGACUUUACAAAAAUAUCUGCAAUAUGAUCACGCCCGAAAAACUGAACCCAUGUCUUUUACGAUGUCUACGCCAGCGCAGGGAUCCGGUACGCCAAAAUCAUCGGGAGACGACGUUCCACAGGGCAGCAUAGAAAAUGACGAAGGAACCGUAACUUCAGACAAGCAAGAUGACCUGACACCACAAAUUCUCGAGAGUGUGCCUAAAACUUUACAGCGCAAAGCAAAACUGCUUAUGAAUCAGCUUAAGCAUAAUGACGUCAUGACUUGGAACAAAAAUGGGGAACUUGUAUAUGAAGGGGAUGUCGUAAAGGGUUCAAAUAUUAUUGAUCUUGUCAAUGACACUCUAAGAAGUAAAAAGGGUUUCGUUCCUCGUGGAUUUCAAUAUUUUAUGCGUGGAUUGGCCAAAUCUAACGCGCCCGAGAGUAUUAUCGGUAACGAAGCUCGACGUAGCAUCGUUAGAAAAUAUAAAGAAUUUGGUUCCGAUAAGAAAAGGUUGCUACCCGAUCUUCCUACAUCCCGCACACCGAUUCCAUCUCGAAGGCGACUUAGAGUUGUGUCAACUCCAUUAAGAGCCAAGAAAAAACUGAAUUGGGAAACUUUGUAAAUAUAGUGACGUGUCUGUUUUGAUUGAAAAGGUUUAAUACGUAAACUUUGUAUUGCUUGCAUUUCAUGUAUGUUAUCAGUAGUUGAAGGGUAUUUUUGUGUGAUGUUAAGAAAAACAAAUGUACAAAAAACAAAAUGUAGACUUGAAAAAAAAAGAAAUUCUUUGUAAUUAAUAAACGUUUUAUUCAUAAGCAAUAAAUAAUGGAACAAAUGUUAAGAGGAAACA
Messenger RNA from Patiria miniata (bat star), 1226 nucleotides. RefSeq lists its product as uncharacterized. NCBI's taxonomy places the organism in Eukaryota, Metazoa, Echinodermata, Asteroidea, Valvatida, Asterinidae. The record is from RefSeq and is a predicted model, not a curated record. The coding region runs from base 21 to 1001 and encodes 326 amino acids. The transcript has 2 exons.